Messenger RNA from Lithohypha guttulata, 993 nucleotides. RefSeq lists its product as uncharacterized. Gene Ontology annotation, biological process: retrograde vesicle-mediated transport, Golgi to endoplasmic reticulum. Gene Ontology annotation, cellular component: endoplasmic reticulum; SNARE complex. The transcript has a single exon. Gene Ontology annotation, molecular function: SNAP receptor activity. Bases 1 to 993 code for a protein of 330 amino acids. The record is from RefSeq and is a predicted model, not a curated record. NCBI's taxonomy places the organism in Eukaryota, Fungi, Ascomycota, Eurotiomycetes, Chaetothyriales, Trichomeriaceae.
AUGGAUAUCAACUCUAGGGCUGAGCCCACAAGUAGCACAAAUCUUCAAACUGACCCAAAUUAUCUGACUUUGUCUCGCAUGCUCACUCGCUACCAGAACCUGAUACUACUUACACCGAUCCCAGAUGCGAAGCUCGAAGCCAGACUAGCUCCAUGGCAGAAGAAGGUGCAGGCCGAGCUGUGGUCGCCACUACCUUUUCAUCGUCUGCAAUGGCUACGCAGUAUCGAAGGAGCGCGAUCGUUAUUACUCAAGUUAGAACAAAGUGCACAGAGCAUUAAGGUGCAACGUACCAGGAGAGAAGUAGUCAGAGAUCUGGCUGAGAAGAGGACAGUGAUCAAACGCCUGCGAAAUCGCGUCGAAGAGAUUGGAAGAAGUGUCGAGGCUGAGGGUAGCCAAAAACAUACAUUCCAAUAUGUGGAUGACGGGCAGAGCGAGACGAUGUAUGAUGUCCUGCAACAGAUACGAAGAGAGAAUGGCCGAUCACAGGACGACGUUCAGUCUCCAUCAGCGGAGGCAGACGCAUCGGAAAUACAAACACACGUGCAGGAACAGGGAGACAUACGGAAGCAGCUCCUCGAUUCCAAUUCCAACAUUCGUCGACGGCAGGGUAAAGAUCCGGACAGCAACGCUGCGUCGAAAGGGAUAUCGUCAGGGUUUGCGAAUCUGGGAGGAACCGAAAAUGCUCUGCUUGCCUCUUCCAGAGAACACGAAGACAUCACCACCUCGCUCGUGAGUAUGGCCGCCCAGCUCAAGCAACAAGCACGACAGUUUCAAUUCACACUUGAUCAAGACAAAGGCUUGAUUGACAGAGCGCUCGAAGGUCUUGACCAAAACGUGUCGGCUAUGGGUCUUGCAAGCAAAGGAAUGAAGACCUUACAGCGCAUGAGUGAGGAGCAAGGCUGGUGGGGUCGAAUGAAGCUACACGCAUUGAUAUUUGGCCUGUGGACUGCGGCUAUUCUCUUGGUCUUUGUCGGUCCGAAGUUAAGGUUCUGA